AUGGCGAGGAGGAGGGCGAGAAUAAACCGCGAGGGCAAGGACGAGGGCGCGGACGACGACAAGGGCGUGGGCGAUUGCAAACGCGGGGCAGAGGGCGAUGGUGAGGAUGAGGGAGAAAACAAGGGCGAAAAUGAGGGCGAAGAUGAGUGGGAGGGCGAGGAGGGCGGGUGUGGGGUGGGCGAGUGGGACGGCAAGGGGGAGGGCGAGGAGGGUGGGUGUGGGGUGGGCGAGUGGGACGGCGAGGGGGAGGGCGGAGGCGAGGGGGAGGGCGAAGGCGAGGACGGAGGCGAGGGCGGAGGCGAGGCUGAGGGAGCUCAUCGUGGUGCAGUCAGACAGGCCGAAGGCCACAGGUGUGCAGCCGGCAACACAAAAUCUGGGGGCGCGGUUGGCGUUGAACAUCAGGCUCCGCACUUUCGUGGAUCUGGGAAUCGCGGAUUGGCGGCGACGACGCAGCUUGCUCUGCAGUCUAAGCGUGCGAUCGCAAAACGGCAGUCGGUGGACGAGCUAGUAACAUGGCAUGUAUGCAUGCUCGCGCACGAGGCUGACCGUCUCGAUUCUGCUCUCAAGAAAUCGCAGCAGGACUUGGCUGACACGCAAUACGACCUUUUUGUUCAGCAAAAGAAAAUCCGCAAACUUCUGAUGAAGAUGGAAGAACAGAAUGUCGUGUUGUCAGAAGUUACCGACAAAUGUGCUUGA
Molecule: messenger RNA, 696 nt
Organism: Closterium sp. Yama58-4
Lineage: Eukaryota; Viridiplantae; Streptophyta; Zygnematophyceae; Desmidiales; Closteriaceae
Source: the annotation of a GenBank genome assembly